This is a messenger RNA of Geodia barretti, 1875 nucleotides long. NCBI's taxonomy places the organism in Eukaryota, Metazoa, Porifera, Demospongiae, Tetractinellida, Geodiidae. The record is from the annotation of a GenBank genome assembly.
AUGUGUGUGGUCCCGACUGUUGGGAUACGUCCUUGGGCAAAGGGCGGUUGGCGCGCAGCCGUAGACGAAUCAGGCCGAGGUCAAAGGCCUCGGCGCGACCGAGGAGAAAAGCGCACCGGGCCGAACCGCCCAUUGGUGCUGCCAUCGACAAUGACUGUUCAGUAUCUAGCCGAGGUGCUGAACCAAUCGGCGAUCGACGUAAUCAAGCAGUUGAUGCGCAACGGCAUCAUGGCAAACAUGAACCAGGUUAUUGACUACCAGGUCGCCACCCUGGUUACCACUGCCUUGGGCAUCCGCACCUCGAUUGCCCCUGAGCCCGCAGCCGCUGCCUCGCGCACGGCAACGGCAUCUCAGGAAGAGGCCGAGGAGAACUUGGUGUCCCGGCCUCCGGUUGUCGUUGUGCUGGGGCACGUCGACCACGGGAAAACGUCCCUGCUUGACUACAUCAAGAGCUCCCGUGUAGCCGACCGGGAGGUCGGGGGCAUCACUCAGCAUAUCGGCGCAUACCAGGUCGAAGUGGACGGCAAUCCAAUCACUUUCCUGGAUACGCCAGGCCACGCUGCAUUCACUGCAAUCCGCGCCCGCGGCGCACGGGUAACUGACAUCGCCGUGCUAGUAGUCGCUGCCGACGACGGCAUAAUGCCGCAGACCCUCGAGGCCAUCAACCACGCCAAGGCGGCUGAAGUUCCUAUCGUGGUGGCCAUCAAUAAGAUGGACCUGCCAGGAGCUGACCCCGAGCGUGUCAAGAGACAGCUAAGCGAGAACGAGCUGCUGGUCGAGGACUGGGGCGGUGACAUAGUUUCGGUCAACGUUUCCGCUCGUACCGGUGAAGGCAUCAAUGAUCUGCUCGAAAACCUGGAACUCGUAGCGGAAAUCGCCGAGUUGAAGGCCAAUCCCGACAAGCAGGCAUCUGGCGUUGUCAUCGAGGCCAAGCUGGACCGGAAACGUGGCCCCAGCGCCACCAUCCUCGUUACGGAUGGCACGCUAUCGGUGGGCGACCUAAUUGUGGCGGGCGCUGUCUCCGGUCGGGUCCGGGCCAUGGUUGACGACAAGGGCAAGGCUGUAUUUAGCGUGACUCCAGGCACCCCUGCCGAGAUCCUCGGGUUCGGCGCCCUGCCUGAAGCCGGAGACCAGUUGACGGUGGUCGCCAACGAGCGCGAGGCACGCACGCUUAUCGGCGGCCGUGACCGCGCCCCGGGAUCGCGCCCGCUCCAGUCCCGCGCCCUCAGUCUUGACGAAGUGGUCAAGCAGGUCGAUAUAGGCGAUAUCAAGGAAAUGACCCUUGUACUGAAAGCCGAUGUCCAAGGCAGCCUUGAAGCCAUCAGGCACUCCCUGGGACGCCUUGUGGACGAGGACGCAAAGGUCAGGGUGCUGCACACCGGCGUCGGUGCAGUGACGGAGUCCGACGUGCUGCUUGCCAGCGCAUCCGAAGCCGUUAUCAUCAGCUUCUCGGUGGGUUCCGAGCCCAGCGCGGAACGUCUUUCUGACAGGAUGGGCGUGGAGAUCCGAAACUACGAGAUAAUUUACCAACUGAUUGACGAUAUAGAGUUGGCCCUACAUGGCAUGCUGGAGCCGACAAUGACGGAAGUCAUCGUUGGUCGGGCCGAAAUUCGAGAGUUGUUUGGUGGCCGGCGGGGCGUCCAGAUUGCAGGUUGCCGCGUUACCGAGGGACGCAUCGUUCGGAACGGGACGGUUCGUGUGACCAGGGAGGGAGCGAACAUCGCCCAGUCAACAAUCUCCAGCCUUCGUCAUUUCCGCGACGAGGUCAACGAGAUGAAUGCCGGCACAGAGUGUGGAAUCAUCCUGCAGGGAUUCAACGAUUACAAGGCUGGGGAUAUCGUGGAAGUCUAUCGUCAGGAACGAGCGCGUCGCUAA